AUGUUAGCGUUAUCACUCGCUGUUCUAGCAGGCUCCCUGGCCUUCACCACAGCGGAGGUUUGCAACCCGUCGACUCUUCCCUCUAGUGAUUGGAUUACCGCCAACUAUGCUACCGUCAAUUUCAGCCCUACAGAUGGUGCCAUGUUCACAUUCAACAAACGCUAUGAUGCGCCAUACAUUUGGACAGACAAGUAUCUUAUGUUUGGACGUGUCGAUGUUAAAUUGCGAGCGGCUCCUGGCGCAGGUCUGAUUACUGGAUCCGUGCUUAUGAGCGACAACCAGGACGAGCUCGACUGGGAAUGGUCUGGCAAUAACUUCGGUAAAGGCGAAGGCAAGGUACAAACCAACUAUUUCGGAAAGGGCAUUACUGGCCACUACGAUAGAGGUGCGGAGAUUAAUGUCAACGAUCCCCAUGGCAAAUUCUACACUUAUUCAUAUGACUGGAAGCCUGAGCAAGUUGAAUGGCUCAUUGACGGUCGCGUGGUUCGAACGCUUAAGAACACUGGUGCUGGUGGUGAUUAUCAAUACCCCCAGAGCCCAUCGCGUCUGCAUCUCGGCAUUUGGAAUGCUGGCGAUCCAGACACUCCUCAGGCUACUUCCGACUGGGCUGGUGGCAAGCUCAAUAUGACUGGGGGACCUUAUACUGCCUAUAUUCAGUCUGUCAAGAUUACUCCUUACAAGCCAUGCUCUAGCUACAAGUUCCCGGAAAAAUUCAGCGGCAAGUGGGAAGAUGUACAAUGCACGAACCAGACUCUUGGCCGCAACGCUACUAUCUCUUCCGGAGACACAUAUGAAGACUUGAACAUUACCACUUCAACUGCCAACCAAACCGGCUCGGCCAGCAAGGCAUCUUCUACCCACACCGUCAAGUCUGGCGAUACUUGCGACUCCAUCUCCCGCAGUUUGGGCUGUCUUUUAGAUGAUUUGAAGAAGGCUAACCAAGGCGUCAACUGUGACUUUCUUAUCAUCGGCUCCCAAUUGAAUGUGCCAGGCAAAGGUGGCAGCACUUCUGCAUCUUCUACUUCUUCUACGAGCAGUUCGGUGGUCUCGUCUUCCACCAACAGUGCUGUGUCAACAACGACAACUGUGACCAACACUGUGACCAAUACCGUUACCGUCACAGCAGUCGUCUCUUCUGGCUCUAACUCAAUCUGCUCGCCUACAGCGACGGUCACUGUCACUGCUGCAGCAGCAGCAGCAGCAGCUCUAGCUCAUCUACAAGCACUACCAACGCUAUCGCGAGUGGACCAGUAA
This is a messenger RNA of Lithohypha guttulata, 1254 nucleotides long. RefSeq names its product 60S ribosomal protein L37 (gene RPL37). Gene Ontology annotation, cellular component: fungal-type cell wall. Gene Ontology annotation, molecular function: hydrolase activity, hydrolyzing O-glycosyl compounds; glycosyltransferase activity. The record is from RefSeq and is a predicted model, not a curated record. The transcript has 3 exons. Gene Ontology annotation, biological process: carbohydrate metabolic process; fungal-type cell wall organization. NCBI's taxonomy places the organism in Eukaryota, Fungi, Ascomycota, Eurotiomycetes, Chaetothyriales, Trichomeriaceae. The coding region runs from base 1 to 1254 and encodes 417 amino acids.